Nymphalis io (European peacock) is the source of this 936-nucleotide messenger RNA. It is a transcript of the gene hJHBP, whose product is annotated as juvenile hormone-binding protein-like. Lineage: Eukaryota; Metazoa; Arthropoda; Insecta; Lepidoptera; Nymphalidae. The transcript has 5 exons. The record is from RefSeq and is a predicted model, not a curated record. The coding region runs from base 112 to 840 and encodes 242 amino acids.
CUUUAUAACGAUAUUUGCACUGACACAAUCAUAAUGUACAUAAAGUGGACGUGUUCAUAACGAUACGUUUUUAGUUAGAUAUCAGUCGUUUGUUUGGUUUAAACAUACAAUAUGGUGUUUUCAAGUGCAUUGGUCCUUUUAUUCGCCACUUGUGUUCUUUGUGAUGGAGGUUCACUGCUUAUAGCUUGCGAUAUGGAUGACACGGAGUGUCUAAGUAAAACCACACAGCAAUUUUUGGAAAAAACAUGUAAAGGCAUACCGGAAUACAACAUAAAACCUAUCGACCCGUUAUUCGUGCCCAGCCUUGACAUUAAAUUGAGUGAUAAGGCAGAAACGAUAUUACGUUACAAAAAUCUCACAGUAACAGGACUGAAAAACCAGAAGUUUUCCGAUUUCAAAAUGAACACAAAAGACAAAUCAGUUGUGUUACAAACUCGGGCGGAUUUGGUCAUAGUCGGAGACGUCACAAUUGAACUGAACAAAGUAUCAAAAUCAUUCAGCGGUGCUUAUACAAUUAAAGGAACUGCGUUGGGAACAGCUAAAUAUGGAUAUGAUUUUAAGGUCGAUGACAAAGGCGUUGAGCAUUUCGAAGUUGGCUCCGAAACACUGACAUGUCAAGCUGUCAAUGAGCCAGAAGUAACUCUCAGCCCGGAACUGAGCCGAGCGUUAGAAGACGAUAAAGACCUCAAGGAAAGAAAACAUAAAUAUAACGCGAGACGAAAAGAAAUUCAACAGAAUGUUUUCUGUAAGAUGGUAGAGCACGCAUAUAUUACAGUUGUUCACAACAUCCGAGCCGCUGCGAAAAUUCUCCCUAAAAGUGCAUUUUUAAAAGGAGUUUAAAUUAAAAUAUUGUAUUGACAUUUUAUGUUUUCACUUCAAUAACUACUGUUCUAAAACGUAUCAGUUAUAAGCAAUAAAUGAUAUAACAAAUAAUAA